Solea solea (common sole) is the source of this 965-nucleotide messenger RNA. It is a transcript of the gene nipsnap3a, whose product is annotated as nipsnap homolog 3A (C. elegans). Gene Ontology annotation, cellular component: mitochondrion. The transcript has 6 exons. The record is from RefSeq and is a predicted model, not a curated record. Lineage: Eukaryota; Metazoa; Chordata; Actinopteri; Pleuronectiformes; Soleidae. Bases 136 to 879 code for a protein of 247 amino acids.
UCGGCUAAAACACAGAUUACUAAAGUUUCAGACAAACAAACGUCAUGAGGAGGCGGUGUUCACAGAGAAGCGUUUCCGGUACAUCAUUUCCGGCUUCGUCUGAAAUCUCGAAUUCUCUGUCAGUUCAGUUUUGUCAUGUUAAGACUCACGAGCUUUUUUCUGAAGAGAGGAGGAGGAGCUGCGCGUGCUGCACAGCCGUGUGUGCGUCUGUCCACUGGUCCACAGCGGGAACACAAAACCUUCUACGAGUUCCGCACCUACUGUCUCCGCCCAGACCAGAACGCCUCCUUCCUCAAACUGACCAAUGAGAAGAUCCACCUGCGCACCUCCCACUCACAGCUGAUUGGGUACUGGAGUGUUGAGUAUGGAGGCUUGAACCAGGUUUUCCAUAUAUGGGAGUACGAGAGCUACGCCCAGCGGGCGGCAGUGCGGGCGGCGCUGGCUCAGGACGACACAUGGAUCUCAGAAUACAUCUCCAAGGCCACGCCCAUGAUGACAAGUCAGGAAAAUGAGGUCACCUACCUGGUUCCCUGGAGCAACCUGCAGAGGGCGCCACAGGAUAACGGUGUGUAUGAGCUGGUGACCUAUCAGAUGCGUCCUGGUGGGCCGGCUGUUUGGGGCAAAUCCUUCCAGGCGUCUCUGACUUCCCAUGAUGCACCUGGGUACGGAAAGCUGUUGGGCGCCUUCCACAGUGAAGUUGGACCGCUGAACAGAGUGCACGCCCUCUGGUGGUUCCAGAGUGCAGAUGAUCGUGCUGAGCGUCGUCACAGAGCUCACAAUGAUGCACGUGUUGUGUCUGCAGUCAGAGACAGCGUCGUCCAUCUUAACUCUCAGAAGAACAAACUUUUGUACUCAUGUCCUUUCUCUCCCAUGAAGUAACUCCAUCUCCAUGGCAACACUCAACCAACGGGGCGGGGCUUGAUUACUUAACAGAAUAAUAAAAGUUAGACGUGACGAGAAGCAAA